CUUUGUUAGUUCUUGUUUUCUUUACAAAGUGUUACAAAACACAAAACUUAUAAGUGUUUUGUAGUCAUAGUUCACAACACUUCUCUUCUACUACUCUUUGUUUUCUCUUGUCUCAUACACUAUUAUAUAGUGGUUUCUCAACACGUUAUCAGCACGAUCAACUCUCGAUCCGUCAUCCGUUUGAGUAAUCAUGUCAAACUUGGCAAAGCGUGAAUUCGCCGCCCUUGAUAUCUCUGGAAAAAAUUAUAUGACAUGGGCAUUAGAUGUAAAAUUCUAUCUGAAAGGGAAUGGGCUUCUCAAAACCAUCGAUCCGUCAGAAACGGGGUUAGAAGAGGAAAAAGCAAGAACCAUGAUGUUCUUGCGUCAUCAUCUCCACGAUGAUUUAAAAAAUGAAUACAUCACGAGAGAAAAUCCUGCAGAUCUUUGGAUCGCGCUCAAGGAUAGGUUUGAUCACCAAAAGUAUGUGAUCUUACCAAAAGCCAAACAUGAAUGGCUAAACCUGAGGUUUCAGGAUUACAAAAGUGUAAGUGAGUACAAUUCCGCUUUGUUCGGAAUCACUUCAAGGAUGGCUCUCUGCGGAGAAGAAGUUUCCGAUUAUGAUAUGAUCGAGAAAACAUUCCAAACUUUCCAUCCUUCAAAUGUACUCCUACAGCAACAAUAUCGAGAAAGAGGGUAUACUCGAUAUUCUGAAUUAAUGCAAGUUUUGCAUGUUGCUGAACAAAAUAAUGAGCUCGUGAUGAUAAAUCAUCAAACCCGUCCAACUGGAUCAGCUCCACUUUCAGAAGUGAAUGUUGCUACAUCCAGCUAUAAUAAUUGGCAAGGACGAGGACGUGGACGCGGACGCGGUCGAGGCCGUGGUCAUGGUCGUGGAGGAGGUCGUGGAGAAGGUCGUGGACGAGGAAGAGGAAGAGGUUUCUCUCCUAAUGACUUCAACGCAAGAAAAACCAACAAGCAUCUUCAAAUUAAUAAUGUUGGUCGCGUUAUAAAGAAACAAGAUGAAAGUACUUGUUACAGAUGCGGCAUGAAAGGACAUUGGUACCAGACCUGUCGUAUUCCAAAACAUUUGGCCGAUCUGUAUCAAGCAUCUCAACAGGCAAAAGAAAGGAAUGUAGAGACCAACCUCAUCUCUGAUGAAGCUGGACCUUCUUACCAUGGCCUAAACAAUGAACCCCAUCUUGUUAUAGCAGAUUUUCUCAUUGAUAAUGAAAACGGAAAAUCAUGCGAAUAAGGCCUAUAUGCCAUGAUAUGCUUUGUCAUAGUUUGAUAUGUACUUUAUGUUUAUAAAAUGUUUUUUGGAUAAUAGUUUUAUUGUAAUAUAUGAUAAG
Molecule: messenger RNA, 1325 nt
Organism: Camelina sativa (false flax)
Lineage: Eukaryota; Viridiplantae; Streptophyta; Magnoliopsida; Brassicales; Brassicaceae
Molecular function (GO): nucleic acid binding; zinc ion binding
Source: RefSeq, a predicted model, not a curated record